Messenger RNA from Penicillium subrubescens, 2949 nucleotides. Its product is annotated as serine/threonine-protein kinase. The coding region runs from base 1 to 2949 and encodes 982 amino acids. The transcript has 4 exons. The record is from RefSeq and is a predicted model, not a curated record. Lineage: Eukaryota; Fungi; Ascomycota; Eurotiomycetes; Eurotiales; Aspergillaceae. Gene Ontology annotation, biological process: intracellular signal transduction; peptidyl-serine phosphorylation. Gene Ontology annotation, molecular function: ATP binding; protein serine/threonine kinase activity.
AUGACAGUCUCUUACGGAACGAGUAUACCACGCCGACGAAGCGUGUUCAACCUUUGGAAUCAGAAAAGAGUCACUCCCCUUCGCAGCAAACCAUACCCAUCUCCAGCCGAUUCAGCAGUAUCCGACAGUCCUGUAUCUCCCGUGUCCCCAAACUUAGAUAGUGGAGGCAGCAGAGCUCGAUUCCGACUCCGAGUCACACGAAGCGGCUCGAAGUUCUUAUUGUUACUUGGGCUGGGGACUUCUUCGAAUAGCAACAAGACAAGCAUCAACACAAGAUCAGGCGACGAUGCUCCAAGCCCUGAUGGCGAUCGGCAUAUCCCAUCAGCUCCACGCGCUGACCAAUUCACUCCGAUUUAUAUGACAAGCAGUUGCUUCCUCGAGACCAAACCCCUCAUCAAUAACACAUCUGGCAACACACAGCUGGAAGUCCCAGACAAUUCCUCACAGGAUCUGGCCAAUGACCAACCCCCGGAUCGUAAGAUUGACGGCCAAAUUCAAGAGGAGAAUACCCAACAAAAUCGCGUUGAAGGAGACGACGUUCAUGACAGCAUUCCCCCCGAAUCCCAAGCUCCGUCAAACUCGAGAUUGGUGGACCGCGUUUCUCAAAAACUCUCGUUAACAUUCGGACACCCAACGGUGGUACAUCGCACUCACUUCCGCCCCAGACCUAGUGCCAUUUUCUCGGACUUUCCGAUCUCGAGAAGUAAUUCCUACAGACAAGGGGAUGGAGCCAAUGAUGACAGCUCGGAUCCUUCAACACCUCCAAGCGGUAGUGAUUCCCCCAUUGGGUGUUCAAAACCUUGGACUCCGGUGACCUCCGCAGAGCCAUCUCCUUCUUCAUUGGAGAAACAUAAAGGCGAAGCGAGAGAAUCGUCCGCUGUCUCAAACUCUAUUUCAAGGCCAAGUUCGACAUCAAGUGGCAAGUCGACUACCACCGCUCCAUCGAUCCUUACAGUGGAAGCUGCCACUGUCGCCAAGGUCUAUCUUGAGCUCUACUUCAACUCCAUUUUUGAAAAUAUAGACCCGCGCGUUCAUCGCCAGUAUGAGCUGGAGCAGCACAUCUCUGCAUUUCACCUUGGAUCCGAAGAGCAGGAAGCUACGCGACGCAACUGGGCCCAACAGGAGAAUGAGUAUCUGCGGCAAUUUCGAAAUUUGAAGACCCGCAUGAGAACCCCGCGUAUCAACCAAGCAGCCUCAAUUGCUGGAUACGAAGUUAUCACAGUUCUGGGCAGAGGAAGCUUUGGGGUGGUGCGUUUGGUGCGUGAGAAAAACCCGGAGCAACUUGCCAAGGACACUCAUGGGAGCCAAGCACACGAUCCCAAUAUUUCCAGCGCAAUGAGACCACAUCUUGAAGCAUUAAGAUCGGCCAUGGAUGGAGCUAGACAUAGCAAACGCAGGAUCAUGGCAGGCGAAAAGAAGGAAGUUUAUGCAAUGAAAGCAAUCAAGAAAUCCCACAUGGUCCGCAAUUGCCAGGAGGGUCACAUUCGAGCAGAAAGAGACUUUCUCGUUGCGUCUGAAAAGUCUCGUUGGGUUGUUCCAUUGAUAUCCAGUUUCCAAGAUGACAACUAUUUAUACCUCGUCAUGGACUACAUGGUCGGCGGGGACUUCCUCGGGCUUUUGAUUCGGAAGAUUACUCUACGUGAAGACUGGACACAGUUCUACAUUGCUGAAAUGGUUCUGUGCAUUGAGGAAGCUCAUCGGCUUUCUUGGAUCCAUCGUGAUAUCAAGCCAGACAACUUUCUCAUAUCAGCGUCCGGACACCUAAAGAUCUCCGACUUUGGAUUGGCUUUCGACGGACAUUGGUCUCAUGACCAGGCAUACUACAACAACCACCGCUAUUCUCUCUUAGAGAAACUUGGAAUUGCCAUCACAGGGGAUGCAGAGGAUCAGGUCCAAGCCGCAGAAGCGGAAAAAGACCCAAACCUUGAUCACAACGCAAAAGGGUAUCGGGUGCCUCAAACGGGUCUUCUCGCAUGGCGGAACAGGAAAGAGCGACGGCGAUUUGCAAAGAGUGUUGUGGGAACGAGUCAAUAUAUGGCACCAGAGGUCAUUCGGGGGGAGAUGUACGAUGGAAGAUGCGACUGGUGGAGUUUGGGCGUAAUUCUCUACGAGUGUCUAUAUGGCUUCACCCCCUUUGCCUGUGAAACUCGCCAUGAUACCAAGAUCAUGAUUCUUCAACACUCGCAGUAUUUGCAAUUUCCGAGAGAGAGUUCAACGGACAAAUCAGUAUCACUGGAAGCUAUUGACCUCAUUAGAAGCCUCAUUCAGGAGCGCGAAUACCGACUGUCCUCGCCAAAAUAUCGCGCGAAUAACAUGUUGGCUGGUCGCCCUGCCUCCACUCACUACCUGUACUCCAUGGAUCCUCAAUACAAAGAUGUCACGAGCUACUGGGUGUACCCCGAUGACGCAGCUGAGAUCAAAGUCCACCCAUUUUUCAGAGGUAUCCGGUGGAAUGAUCUCCAUAUAACGGUUCCCCCAUAUAUCCCUAGAGUCAAAGACUGGGAGGACACUCAUUACUUCGAUGACUGGAAGGACAUUGAGAAUCUGGAGAAUCUGGAGGACAGCGACACAGAAAAAGAGUCCGAUGAAAACGCCAGCACAAAGCCUCAAGCUGCAUCCGCCGAUAAUGUGGCCUCGCCUUCCCCUGAUCCUCCACUCAUCAAGCGGCCGGUGCCAGGAGGAGACGCCAUUUUCCCAGCCACACCCAUUGAAGCUGUUACGCCUAGUGCGCCCAAGCAGAACCCCGAGAAGCAAAAGGAAAGAAAACGGCCUCGAGACAAGAUCCUGCGGGAUAGAAAAGCAGGCAAGACAGCCUUGGAGAUUCGGAAGAAAGGUGCCUUCUUGGGAUAUACAUACCGACGACCGAAAAGGCCAGCCAUGGCCUUGAGGAGUGAACGAGGACGACAGCCAUUCGUCAGGGGAGCGCUCGCAGAUCUCUAUGCCCUAUGA